UCAUACUAUGGAUUGGUUUGGGAGUAUUAAUUAUCAGCACUUACACAACUUUAUCAGCAAUACAAGAGAUUCCAACAAAAAUGGAAGCCGUGGAACCAGACAAUCUGCCUAGAGAAAUAAAUAAGGAACAGGACUCUGCUAAAAUUUCAGAUCAAGAUCCUGCAAUUCAAGUUGUGGCUGAUAACCGUGACAGACCCAAACUGGUGAAUGAGAAAGAAGAGGUGGAACAACCACAGAUCAAAGUUCCCAUGGAUAUGCCUAAGAGAGAAGACAAGGAGAAACCAAAGGAGGAGGUACAACUGGACCGGCCUGAUCAAGGCAUUGCACAACCUGUGGGAGAAGCCCAUCGCCAUGAGCCGCCAGUACCACGUGAUGGGGUAGCAGUGGAUGAGGGCCAGGACCGGGAGGACUCUGAGCAGAAUCGGCCACCAGCAGACAAGGAUGUCCUGGUAGAGAACAAUGCUGUGGUGGAGAAGGAAGAACCUAAGAUUGUUCCCAAACAAGCCGAUGAAGAGAAUGGCCAGAAAAAGUUGGAAGACCAGCCCAUAAAAGAUCACAAGCCAGUGCCCGAGGUCGUUGCACACAAGGACGAUCAGUCUCUUCACAGAGAUGUUCAGCUAGAAAAGCAGAAUGAGAAGAGAGACAAGGCUGUGGGCGGGAAGAACGGUGCCAAUUUGCAAGCAGUUGAACAUGGCAAAGAAAGGGUAAAAUCCAUGGAGAUGGAAAACGAAGCACAUGAUAAAAAAGACGCAGCUUCUUCAGAGAAGCUUGGUCCAGGCCAAAGUGAGCAAAGAGAGGUUCGUAAUGCAGAAGACAAGCUUGAGAGCAAGCUCGAGGGAGAUGAGGAGAAGCAGCUAGACCAUGCCGUCCUGUUGCAAGUGAUAAAGGAACAGCAGGUUCAGCAAAAGCAACUCUUAGAUCAGCAGGCAAAAUUGUUAGCAGUGAUUGAGGAACAGCACAAAGAGAUCCACCAGCAGAGGCAAGAGGACGGAGGCGAGGAAAAGCCAAAGCAAGAAAUCCAGCUGGAACAGGGCCUAUCUUUGACCAAGAGUAAAGAGAGAGAAGAUCACCCUGACAACAAAAUUGAAAAUGCUCCAAAGAAUAUACCAAGUGAUAACCUGGGCCAUCCUUUGCAUCCGCCUGAGAACCAGCCCCAAAAUCCUGAUGAAAUUAAAAGGCAGCAGGCCAUUGGUCCAGGAGACUUAAAACCUAUACAAAACAAAUUAACUGAAAUUCCCCCUAAAAAUCUUAUGGCUCAAAUAAACGAUGAUGAGAAAAUUGUACAACACCAAGCUAAUGCAAACCACAAAGAGGAGCUAGAACCAGUCAGGAGUGAUUCACAGAUAGCUAGGCCUGACGGACACCACCAGGAAAAGCAAGCCAAGGCUGAAGAUUUGAAAAGGCAGGAGAUUCAAGUGGCAGACAAUAUUGAGAAAAGAAAGGAGGCUGUGAAAAGGGCUGAAAGCCAAAGGGAGAGACCAGAGGUAGCCGACAUCCAUGGUGCCGAGGGAAGGAUUCCUCAUAUAGCUUCUGAGAGUGAGUCCCUUGCCAAGGAGGUCAGAAAAGACUUCCACGAUCCAGAGAUUCCACUUAAACCAAAGAUUGCUGAUAACAUACCAGGGAAAUUGGAAGUCCAUGAAACUGUGAAAGCUGACCACGGUGGGGAAAGACAGAGCUUACCUUUGGACCAGGUUGACAGAUUACAGGGCCAAGGGGCCAAGAGUAAAGAGAGGAUGGCCACUGGAUCCCAUCAUCCACAGCUGAGUAAUGCCAAUGAUCAAGGGCACGAUUCAAAGAGAGAGCAAAGGAUCCCAGAGAGCUUGCAUGAAGCUGACAGUGACCAUAUCUUACAGGCAGACAUAGUUAGGCCUGAGUCCAGGGAUCAUGAAAAGGCCAAACCCAACAGAGACCUCAAGCUACAAGCAGACCUGGACCUACGCCGCAAAAGGCGAGAUCUGGAAGAGGAGGAGGGAGGUGUAAUAUUUGGACUUAACCCCGUCCCAGAUGUGAAAGUCAAUGACCUCCGUAGCGCGUUAGACACUAGGUUCAAUCAGGCAGCAGAAGGUGCCCAGCAAGCCCUUCACAGCCGACAGAUUAAACAGAUACCAGCGGGAGAAGAAGAGGCGUGAAAGUCUUUGCACUCUAGGGAAACGUAGGAAUCCACCAGCUGCUUAAAGGUGUCUGUUACGGAGCUAACUGCCAUUGGUAUAUAACCGUUGGCAACCCAGGUCAAUCUGAACUGAGCCCCAAUGACUGAGCAUUGUUUGCUCUGGCAGAAAGAGGAAUUUCCAUGCUGCCAGCCAAUUUCAUUCUUCAAAAACGCUCUCCUCGCUCUGCUGGUAGCUUGUGUGCAAAACCCACGUUCAUCUGUUUUCUGGGUUCCGAAAAUGCUUUACACUUGCCAUCUUUCCAAAGAAGCAUGCCCGUUUUUAUUCCUGCUCAGAUACUUUUAAUGGUUUAAUUUCUAUGUCUAGUGUCUGUUGACUUGUUAUUUUAUCUCGUUGGAAAAUCCCUUUAUGGGUAUGUGGAUGUUAAUCCGCCCUUAAAUUAAUGUUUGGAUUUUUGUGUUCUACCAU
This is a messenger RNA of Protobothrops mucrosquamatus (brown spotted pit viper), 2576 nucleotides long. RefSeq names its product putative sodium-coupled neutral amino acid transporter 10. The transcript has 6 exons. Lineage: Eukaryota; Metazoa; Chordata; Lepidosauria; Squamata; Viperidae. The coding region runs from base 81 to 2129 and encodes 682 amino acids. The record is from RefSeq and is a predicted model, not a curated record.